Messenger RNA from Williopsis jadinii, 1167 nucleotides. It is a transcript of the gene SER1, whose product is annotated as O-phospho-L-serine:2-oxoglutarate transaminase. Gene Ontology annotation, molecular function: pyridoxal phosphate binding; O-phospho-L-serine:2-oxoglutarate transaminase activity. The transcript has a single exon. Gene Ontology annotation, biological process: L-serine biosynthetic process. Lineage: Eukaryota; Fungi; Ascomycota; Saccharomycetes; Phaffomycetales; Wickerhamomycetaceae. Gene Ontology annotation, cellular component: cytoplasm. The record is from RefSeq and is a predicted model, not a curated record. Bases 1 to 1167 code for a protein of 388 amino acids.
AUGGCUAGCCUCGAUAGAGAAGAUCCAAACUACUUUGGUGCCGGUCCAGCUAUGUUGCCAACCUCUGUGUUGCAACAAGCAGCUUUGGACCUGAUCAACUACGACAACUUGGGACUCGGUGUUGGUGAGAUUUCUCAUCGCUCAGCACCAGCAAUUGAAGUUGUUGACGAAACCAAGCAGCUUUUCAAGAAGCUGCUGGAGAUCCCUGACACUCACGAAGUUUUCUUCCUCCAAGGAGGUGGUACCACUGGUUUUUCUUCUAUUCCUCCAAACUUGGUUGCCUCUUUUGUUAAGAAGCACGGUAAGCCAGGUAAGUGUGCGUAUGCCAUCACAGGUUCCUGGAGUAAGAAGUCGUAUGAAGAGGCAGUGAGAUUGGGAUUCUACUGUGAGGUCUUGACUGACUCCAAGAAGGCCUAUGGUAAGUUCGGGGACAUUGAGCCUUUCGAACAAUGGAAGAAGCCUACACCAGGCGAGACUGCGUAUGUUUAUUACUGUGAUAACGAGACAGUCAACGGUGUUGAAUUCCCAUUCAUUCCAGAGUACGAAGGAAUCGAGGUUGUUGCGGACUUGUCCUCAAAUAUCUUGUCCCGUAAGAUGGAUAUUUCCAAAUUUGGAUUGAUCAUGGCUGGUGCUCAGAAGAACGUUGGUCUCGCUGGUAUCACCAUCUACAUCAUCAAGAAGGCUCUUCUUGAGCAAGCCACUGAUGAUGAGCUCAAGGCAUUGGGGGUUCCAUUGGCCCCAAUUGCUACUCAUUAUCCAACCGUGGUCAAAAACAACAGUGCCUACAACACUAUUCCAAUCUUUACUGUUCACAUCUUGAAGUUGGUGUUACAGAAUUUGAUUGCCAAGGGUGGUCUUGAAGCUCAGGAACAACUGAACAAGAGAAAGGCCUCCAAGUUGUACGCUGCAUUGGACCAGUAUCCAAAGCUGUACAAACAGCCUGUUUCUAAAGGAGUCAGAAGUGAUAUGAACGUUGUUUUCACCAUUGAAGGUGAAGGCUUAGAAGCUGAGUUCUUGAAAUUGGCCAAGGAGAAGAAGCUCGAUGGACUAAAGGGACACCGUUCCGUUGGUGGUAUGCGUGCAUCGUUGUACAACGCUGUCACUGAACACUCUGUGGAUUUACUCGUUGACUUUGUCAAUGAGUUCGGUAAGGCUCACAGCAAUUGA